AUGAGCGAGAAGGUUGGUGUUGGAUCAUGGUCCACUGGGUUUUGCGACUGCUUCUCUGACUGUGGAGCAUGUUGCCUCACGCUCUGGUGUCCCUGUGUUAGUUUCGGAAGAAUAGCCGAAAUUGUGGACAGAGGAUCAACUUCUUGUUGUCUACACGGAACACUUUUCUACCUGCUUGCUGGUUUUACUCAUUUUGGGGGCAUAUACGCAUGGGUGUAUCGUACAAAGCUGAGAAAGCUAUACAAUAUCCAUGGAAACGAAUGUAGUGAUUGCUUGGUGAGUUGCUUCUGCCCCCAUUUAUCCAUUUGCCAAGAGUAUCGUGAGCUCAAAGUUCGUGGAUUCGACAUGGCUGCUGGUUGGCAAGGGAACGUGGAAAUGCGUACACGUGGCGUCACGUCAGCUCCAGCAGUGGAAGGUGGCAUGAGCCGUUAG
Messenger RNA from Abrus precatorius (Indian licorice), 432 nucleotides. Its product is annotated as protein PLANT CADMIUM RESISTANCE 3-like. NCBI's taxonomy places the organism in Eukaryota, Viridiplantae, Streptophyta, Magnoliopsida, Fabales, Fabaceae. The transcript is spliced from 4 exons. The coding region runs from base 1 to 432 and encodes 143 amino acids. The record is from RefSeq and is a predicted model, not a curated record.